Messenger RNA from Amoebophrya sp. A25, 6188 nucleotides. The record is from the annotation of a GenBank genome assembly. Lineage: Eukaryota; Dinophyceae; Syndiniales; Amoebophryaceae.
GUGGAGUGUGUGGCAUCGGGGCGAGUGCCAUUUAGAGCGGGCUGAGUCUGUGCUAGGAUCGGAGAGGUCAAGGUGGUUAUUAUUUGAAGAUGUUACGGUCCAAAAUGAUGAGGUUCGCUCUUGCUGGUGCUACAGUGGAUUGCUGCAGCAUACCUCAGCACAGGCAACAGAGGUUCUCGGUAUGGCGAAUCUUGACUGGCUACGUCUUUCUGGUCGAGAUAGCGAAUUACAGUUUCUCCGUUUACAAAAGCUACUUGGGCGUCGACGAAGAUGAAAGUCGAGGACGAAGGAGGAUACGAAUCUCGGACGAGAGUGGAGAAUUUUCCACCACCUCCUCCACGUGUGGCCACGACAGAGGUUUUAGGAAUGACGACACAUCAGCGAGGUCAAGAGCGCCGCAGGACAGUGGUGGCCAUUCAAGGCAUGCCUGCACGACAGCAACUAGUACAACUUCUAUCUCGAGAAAAAUGGCCUCGACACCUUCAAGGGCUGUCAAAUUAUUGCCGCGUUCAAUUUUUCUACCGUUUUUGCCGCUUGGUGCGCAGGCGAUCUUUAUCGAUUACGAUUGCGCCUUUGGUAGUUACACCUAUGACUGGACCAAGAUUUACGACAUGGUCAUGAAGGAGUACCUCGGUUCAGGCCGCACCAGCAUGGAGAUACCAAAUUUUGUGUCGCAGAACGUGGUCAACCUCUUGUCAAAAGGGAAGCGUGAGUGUCCUCUAGGCGCGAUGCAGAUCGCGAUCAUGUUCUACUACUACACACUGCGGGAUUACGAAGUGUCGGUUCUGAAAUUGGUGGCAGGUGUGCGAAGAGAAGUGUUGCAGUGGGUAGCAUCAAGGUCCUCAGAUGAGCCUUUACCAGUGGACUUGCCUCGCUUCAGCGCCAGUGAGGGAAUAGCGCGCAUCAAGGAAGACUUGGCAGCGGUGACGGAGACCAAGCGUAGAUUGAUCGCGCAUGGGAAGGGUUUAGACAAUACAAAUCUCGACGACAAGAAGCUACUUUUGCUGCCCGAUAGCGAACUGCCAGACGGCAAACUGCUGGAUGCUUUGUUAGAACCCGAGUGGUCGCCGGAAAUCAAGAUUUCGAAGGUGACUAUGUCAGAAUCUACCACGACGACAUCAACGUCGAGUGAAGGUGUCAGUGUCGCUGCGGAUGGGUCGAUAACGGAAGAGGAAAAUGCCCUAGUCAAAGCCGACAGGACGAAGAGGAUACAUGAGGAGCACAGCCCAACAAUGUGGAGGCGGGGUCUCAUGCAGGAACUUAAGCGGCGACCGCGGCGGAGGCAGUCGUAUCUAGAUGGGGUGGAUGCAUUGCUCAAGUACGUAGAAACAAAAGCGGGCACUGUUUGGGGAAAAUUUGUAGAGGAAGUGGCCGCGGCCGGACAAAAAAGCACUGUAGAAAGCGCUAGUGCAUCAACAGCUUCGUCUUCAGCUGAUAAGCUUGAAAAAAGCGAGGCUCUGGAACUCUUCUAUUUCCUGGCGCAUUCGCUGGAUCGGUAUUAUGACCCUGUAACCGCCGAUCCGCAGCUGGUCCCCGAAGACCUAGACAGCAAAUUGAAGAUUCUGCUCUUGAUUUUAGAAGAAUUGCCUCAGUUGGAUUCGGCGAACGAGCUCCAGUAUGGUCGACGACACUCUUUGCUGACAAACGUAUUCACCUUCGCGCGGGAAGAAAACAAGCAGCAUUCGCAUACGCCUGCUGGAAUUCGCUUGGUAUGCGACGUUAUUAUUGGAUGUUCAAUUGGUUUUCGUCGCCUGAGAAGUGUGUAAGUGUACAAGCCUUUCGAAGUAGAAAUUUGUCGAAGAUACUAGUCGUUAGGCACAAUCCUCGUCGCAAAAGUUUUUAUUUUUGUGUUUCCUUCAUACCUCCGGCAUGCAAUACGCGGGAAUAGCACUCGACCGAUGCGCGGUUCAAACUACGAGGUCGGGCUGCAACUACAAGAACCAGAGUUGGACUUCAUCGAUAGCGAAUUCGAGUGGCAGCUGAACGAAGAAGUCUUGUCCAAUUUAGGAUCUCUGGAUCCAGAUGAGCUUGAGUGGGUGGAAGUGGACACCAGUAGCCAUAUUACAGCACCUCCACUCAUGUUUCGACGCUUGUACCCAAACGUGAACCCUAACUUCGAUCACGAGGCGGGAUUGGCGGCAGAAGCGAAGAAAGCGGCGCGACUAAACGACAUCAGCUUCAACCACCUGUCCUUUGCGCUCAGAAGUUUAGGAGAAGAGGCUUUUUAGUAGAUGAAAGUCGGUCGUAUGGACGUAUGCGAAUCUUCUUCAGCUGAAGCUGCAUAAAAAGUCUUCGCUUACAAUAUCAGUUUAACUAGUUAGCUUACAUCAGAAUUUAAUUGAUUUCUGUUUCUAGCUAAUAAUAGACGUCUGUUCCUCUCGCUGUUCUUCAUUCUGUCUGAGCAACAAGUUUCUCGUUUCGCUAGCUGAAUUCCAUCCGCUGAUUGCGCAGUGCGUGAGGGAAAUUCGGUACUAUAGCGAUUUGAUCCAGGUAAUGCUGCAGGAAUACUCGGUCACCAUUCUGGCGGAGUCCCGUUGGCCAAUCUUCGAGGCUUUGACGCUGAGUCAGCCUUACCAUGCUGUCUCCAAGGAGUUUCUGUGCACGGAAGCUAGCAGCGACGGCCUGCUGGACUGGGCGUCAGUUCGGAUAAAAAUGCAGGAGUGGAGCCAGGUCAAAUCGCUGAAAAUCCAGUACCCGGACUCUGAGGAAAUCGAUGAGGUAAAUUUGGAACUCGAGCGGUACACUGCGGAAAUGGUGCAGGCGACGUUAGGCUCAAAACAGAUGCACGCACAGAGCGAAGUAGAGUGUCCUUUGGCGUUGAUGCUCGUAGCAUGUAUCGAAAUCGCGAGCGCGGCAAACCGAUACACCGAAUACGUCCCGAACUUCGAGGCGCCGGUACGCCCUCAUGAUACGUAGAAGAAAAAUAGAUUGUUAUUCCAUUCUAAGUCCUUGAUAGAUAUAAUCACUCAAAGCUGACUUAGGAAUGAUCGUUGAGUAGUGGCAAGAAAUUUUCACAUUCCCUAAACACAUACAGGUGAACAUGAUGUUCGAGACGUUGAACUGGCAGAGGAUUUCUGCUGCAGGGUGGCCGAUUUGGCAGACGUUGGUGUAUUAUUCCGACAUCAAUAAGGGCGAAUUUCUCUUUUCCGGAGACAAGAAAUAUGCGCGGAAAUUUUUAGACUUGGAUUUGCGAGAGAACGAGUUGAACCUCUACGACUACGAGAAGCAGCAAUUCGGUGAUCUGCAGGCUUUGCGCACUGCGCCUUCAUUAGGUGUGUGGGGUGGCCACGUGCGAGCGAUAUUGAUGCGCAAAAUGAAUGAGGAGGGAUUUCAAUUGCGGCCAAUUUUUGUCUCGCUUCUAAACGCAAUAGCCAUUUCGUUGGGCUUCGAGAAACUCCUUGAAACGGGAAGACCGGAAGAGGAGGGCGACAAAGAGGACGCGGAUGAGGAGGGAAGGCCGAAGAGAGAGGCUCACGUUCUUGGAAGCCAGAACGCUGUCAACAAGGGAAGCCAAGGUGGUGACGCAGCUUCCUCAUCGGACGAGCCUGCUGUAAUGCUGAACGACUUCUAUUGGUGCGGUGACUUCUUUGACGAAUACUACGUGGAGGCGCUGCAUAAACGGGAGAGCAUGCGAAAAAUCGGGUCCGGUGCACAGCACAUCGUAAAACAGAUCGACAACAAGGUUGCAGGCUACGACAAACUCAUUGGGGAAAACAUGCUAGCUCGAGACUACGUAAAGUUGUACGGAGAAAGGGAGCAGAAAAGCGGCGGCGCCAGUGGCACGAAGUUGCUUGAAUACCGCAAUCACUUCACGCCAGCAGAAGGCGAAGCGCCUAUGCCGCUCGUUCUGAAAGAACAAGACGUCCUUGGGGAUCAAAAAGACUUGUUGAACUUUCUCUUUCAACAAGAGUUUGGCUUAGAGUGCGCCAGCAGUGGCACAACAGAUCGAGAGUGCAUUCUCUCCCGCGGGUGCUGCAUCGCUAGACCCGACCCGCGCAAGAAGUCUCCAGCAUAUUCGCGAGGACCUGGAGCAGAUUCCGAAGACCAGUCACAAACACCUCCUGAGCAGACUGGAGAUGGUAAGACGCGUAAGAGCAUUCAGCCGAACCAGUCAAAACAGAAUUGGAGCACUGAGGAGGCACGUUUUAUUGACAACACGGAAGAAGGGGACUACAGUGGGCUUCGAUUUACGCACACAACGUUGCCGCAACCAAAGUGCCUCCAUCAUCCGAGUACACGAAUAGUGAACCCGUUGAACCAGGCUCGUCCGCAGUACUCACCAGUUGGCGCGGUGUUCGAAAAAGAUUUAUGCUUGUGAUGGAAAAAAGAAUUUUGCAUACUGAGACGGAACAACUCGUGUAUUUUGCUCUCCUAGGGCUUAGUUCACUUUGUAGGUUUGUGUUUUCUUCAACGACCAGUUUCCUUUUUCAUAAGUACUGGCGGACGGACGAGCUGACGUGGACUCGCAGAGUGGAAAGGCAAUCGUUCGAACGGGUCGGCGGCUUGUUUUGGUUACGCUCUUGUAUGGACAGAAUUGGUCCGAAGUUUUGCCUAUCAUGCUCAGCCGCAUUUAUGGACAGCUGCAGUUGCCGUAUCCCAUGGUGGUUGUGUCAGUGGGUGAAACGGCGUAUACGACAUGCUUGAAGUUUCAAACGUACGGCCAAGUCGGCUGCUGGCAGCCGAAGACACCAUCGCAGGUACUUAUCUUGAAAUAUUUUAUUCCUACUCAAUACUCACUCUCGACGACGGAAGCAUCGUGGCUGGCAAAUACAGGUCGACUGAUUCAGAAGUUGCAUCUCUUUUCCGACUUCAAUGAAUGAUACAGGUUCAUCGAUUUACGAUCAUGUUUUUCUUGCUGCAAUUGGGGCUGGAGCUCCUGUAUUUUGAUAUGGAUACGUAUGCGGUGCAGGACUUUGUCACGCCUAUUGUCGAAUACGCGGACCAUCACAACCACGAUAUCCUGUUCCCUCAGCACCCGGAUGGGCCUUGCAUUAACAUCGGAUUGUAUUUUUCCUGACAAUUGUGAUACUUGGAAUGAUAUAUAAGGAUAAGCUACUUCGAUCAAAUUGGUACCAAUUUGAUCACAUCAGUAACGGCAACUACUGGCAUUUAAGCCUCCACUGCUUUUUCCUUCUGUGGCUCAGGUUCUACAUCCGACCAACGAUUCUGACAUUGCAGUGGUUCCACGAUUUUCUUGAGUGGUAUCACAGCUAUCCAUACGAGGUAGAUCAGCGCGGCCUCGACGCUCUGACAUAUGCGAACUCAACCCUGAAGGUAUCACACCAGCCGAAGCGCGUGGAUAUGGAACUGGCGAGGCCAUACUGGGUAACAGUUAUGGAUUUUGGUUUGGUGAUCGUGAUGAUAAUACUGGGUUGAUAUUCUUGUUUUGUACUUAACCUACAACUGGCCAAUGGGACUCAAUGCGUUAAAAAAAGGAAUAGGUUUUCUUGAGGAGCAAUAAAGUUGCGCCUUCGUUUUGAAUUUCUUUGCUCUCCAUUGCGUACAGGUUGACUCCCUACGAACAUACGUGAUGAUGGCAAAGCGCGGACCCUGGAUGGGAGAGCAUCAUGAAGUCAAGUUUAUCCACUGGUUCUCGCGCACCUUUGAAGACAAGUUUCCUGAAAUGCAGAUCGCGUACAAUGCCGGAGACAAAGCGGCGCAGGAGGGUCUCAGCUUGUCCCAGGCUAUGCGACUGGUGAAGCAAUUUCCCCAGCUGGCAGAGGCCCACGGGAAUUUCAGAGACGUCCAGCUGCUCAUGGAAGUCAUGAAUGUUUACAAGGUCGAAGAAAUACCGGAUAAACCGAAGUGCUGGUGAGUAUCCGAUUAGACUUGGUUGAACGGGAACCACAACUAAAGCCAGUUUACUUGUGAAUAUAGCUUGUCAAUGACGUAAAAGGCUCAUUGACCAUCAUUGUCAUCCAUAUGUUGUUCUUUUGUGCGCCCACGCUUCGUUAGUGCAUUUUAUGAUAAUAAGGAUUCCCAUGUGACUCAGUGCUAACAAACUUGUUCUUGAUCUGAAUCUUUUUUAUGGAGUAACGUUUCGGGUCAGCCACGAGGCCCUUCUUCAGGCAACGCAGAACGUAAUUGACCAUCGAAAGCAGGUGAACGGAUGCCCAUACGAUAUAUAGUUUGUAACGAUGACACUUGUAGGAUAAUUCGGGUGAGAAGAGAUACUGCGUUUGUACGAG